AUGUUCUUAUCCAAUGUUGUGUAUUUUGUACAUUGUGUGAAUGCAAAUUUUUGGUGGGUUUUUGUGGUUUCCUUUCUCGCCCGUGUGUCAUAUUAUUUUUUGUCUUCCCUUUUUCCCGAGGAUGAAGGUCAGAUUUGGAGAUUGUUGGUGGAGGAAUACAAUGCAGAAAUUGUAAUUUACAUCGAGUCAACAUUAUUGAUUGAAUUAUAUGGUGGUGAGGAUUUGGUAAAGGCUAUAUCUUUUAUUCUUCUUUUUUUUAUGAAGAAAAUGAGAAGAAAAAAAAAUGCUAAGAUUUGCUCCUUUUUUCCCAUCAUUAUAUCACAUCAAAUCCUUAAAGUUAUGAAGUUAUAUUUAGCUUUCCGUACUACCAUUUUUCGAUAG
This is a messenger RNA of Vicia faba (fava bean), 381 nucleotides long. NCBI's taxonomy places the organism in Eukaryota, Viridiplantae, Streptophyta, Magnoliopsida, Fabales, Fabaceae. The record is from the annotation of a GenBank genome assembly.